Camelina sativa (false flax) is the source of this 408-nucleotide messenger RNA. RefSeq lists its product as uncharacterized. NCBI's taxonomy places the organism in Eukaryota, Viridiplantae, Streptophyta, Magnoliopsida, Brassicales, Brassicaceae. Gene Ontology annotation, cellular component: cytoplasm. The record is from RefSeq and is a predicted model, not a curated record.
AUGGAUCCCAAGGCAGUUUCUGAAGAGCAAAUCGUAUUGGAGAGGAUUAGGAGAAAAAUCGAAGAAGUAAAAGCAGCUGGGCAGUCGCAGCUCUCUCCUAUACAAGAACAUAUCAGUUUCACCCUUCAGCAAGCUUAUUUUAAGUGUGCACACGAGUGCUUUGAGAAAAGAAGAACGAAAGAUGUGACAAAUAACUGCGUUGAGCUCUGCCGUGUUCCCGUUGUUAAUUCUCAACAACGAUUCGAUAGCGAGAUGGCCAAGUUUCAGGGAAGGAUGAACAGAUCACUCAUGGUAUGUCAAGACAAAUUUGAGGCUGCGAAGCUAGUUAGUAGUAUUAGCAGAAUUGAUGCCCCCAAAGAUCUGGAGGAUUGCGUGACCGAUGCUGCGGCAGCAUUACUUGGCAGCUAA